AUGGGGAUGCUCCUGCAUCUGGACUCGCUGUGCUGCAGCGUUACCCUCUGCGCGUGGCGCUUUUUCUCUCCUUCAUCGCGGGGGUCCAGGGCUGUCCACUUCUCGCGUGCAGCCGCUCCGCUGCUCAGGACGCGCGAUGUUUUCCUGUGGUCGGUGUUCGUAUCCUCUUCGCUCUCGCUCCUCUGGGCUUCCGCCACUUCAGGCGAAGCCCCGACUGGAGCAGAACACCUGCACUCCUCUCUCGCAUCCCUGUCAUUUGCUCCUGACCCGCUCGCUCUUCUGGUUGCGUCGCUAGUGGGGCUUUCGCUUUUGGUCUCGCGAGGCCUCGUCCGGCUGCGCGGGAGUCUGACGCGCCGCGCCGCCUACCAGGCGACGGCGGAGGUUGAGAGACGCGCUGUCGUUGUUACAGGCGCCUCCUCGGGGCUAGGGCUCCAGAUCGCUCUCCGCCUGCUCGCGCGCGGCUUCUUCGUCGUCGGGACGUGCCUGGAUGCCUCCGAGGCGCAGGCGGUCAGCGCAGAGAUACGCCGCAGGGACGGUGCGCCGUCUGCGGAAUACCAGGCCAGUAACGCUAGCGAAGCUGCAGGCAGCGAACACGAGAAACCAGUACGAAAGACACAGCGCGAUCCCGCGCGUUCGGCCCCGCUUGCCCCUGGCGUCGCCAACGCCGAUUCCACCCCUUCGCAGUCGUCUCCCCCCCUUGCGCCUGAUUCCCCAGGGGUACUGCCGCCGUCUCCUGCGCCUGCUCGCGGUCGCCCGUCGCCUUCCUUGGCCUCGCGGUUUUGCCUGCUGCAGCUGGACGUCGCGGUAGCCGCAGACGUGGCGCGGGCUGCCGAAGACACAAAGCGCUUCCUCAAGAGAAACGACCUUCACGGCCUCUAUGCCGUGGUGAACUGCGCGGGCGUGUGGGACUGGAGCUUCCUCUCCGGAUCGAUGCAGCAUGCUGAAGUGACUGCCGCUGUCAGCCUGUGGGAACGCCUCAUUAACGUAAACUUUCUCGGGUCGGUUCGCGUCCUUCAUACAUUCCUGCCGAUGCUCCACGCGUUCAGCGCCGCUGCCUCUUCGUCGCCCGCGGCGUCGCCCUCGGUUGCGCGCGUCGCCAGCCUCCCCCAGUCUGCCCCGUGUGCUGCUGGCGCCCGUUGGUCCUCUUCGGUCGUCUCCGCUUCCUCCGGAUGUCUCUCCAUUCUGCGUCGAGUUGCUGCGCGUCUGACACUCGCGCCUCCGCCUCGGGUCGUCUUGGUGGGGAGCAUCCUCGGGCGCCUCUCCGCACCUGGGCAAGCAGCCUACUCCGCAUCCAAGGCCGGCGUCCGCGCGCUUGCCUGCGCCGCCCGAAGGGAUCUGAGAGGCACCGGAGUUCGCGUGGUGCUUGUCGAGCCCGGCGCCAUGCGAACUCGCUUGUUCGAGAAGGCGCUUGCGCAGCCCCCGACCAACCCCCCAGUCCCUCAUCCGCUGGACCCUCUGGGGGCUCGCGGCCCCUGCCCGGCGGGUUACGCCGCGGGCCUCUCCCCAGACAGCUGUCUCCGCCCUCCGGCCGAAGCGGUCUUCGUCGCACAGUGCAGAGGACUUCUCGCCUUUGCGUCCAGCCCUGAGAAAAUCGCAGACCGGAUUAUCGCGGCCGCCAUCUGCUCGGCCUCGCCGCCGGACUCCGUCUGCCUGGGCUGGGACACUUACGUUUGGCGACUUCUCGAAAGGCUGCCCUCUGCAUGGAGGGACUUCCUCCUCGACUUGCUCUUCCUGAGCCCGCACAUACGGCGCCUCACCGAAGAUGCUGCGUCUGCGAUCGAACGAUGCAGUUCCCGCGAAGCACGAGCUUGA
This is a messenger RNA of Besnoitia besnoiti, 1812 nucleotides long. RefSeq lists its product as uncharacterized. Gene Ontology annotation, molecular function: oxidoreductase activity. Lineage: Eukaryota; Apicomplexa; Conoidasida; Eucoccidiorida; Sarcocystidae. The transcript has 4 exons. The coding region runs from base 1 to 1812 and encodes 603 amino acids. The record is from RefSeq and is a predicted model, not a curated record.